This is a messenger RNA of Temnothorax curvispinosus, 4045 nucleotides long. Its product is annotated as coronin-2B-like. Bases 563 to 2293 code for a protein of 576 amino acids. The transcript has 9 exons. Gene Ontology annotation, molecular function: actin filament binding. Gene Ontology annotation, biological process: actin filament organization. The record is from RefSeq and is a predicted model, not a curated record. NCBI's taxonomy places the organism in Eukaryota, Metazoa, Arthropoda, Insecta, Hymenoptera, Formicidae.
UUGGAGAUUCCUUGGCAGGGAUACUAAAUGUUGAUUUAAACAUUUUUUUGAAAAGCGCGCCACGGUCAAUUUAAAAAUGGCGAACGGUGUCCGAAUCGGGUCCAAAAACUCGAGGGACUCUAGGGCGAUCGGACGCGGGACGGACCCGCCAUUUUCCCAGAGCGAAGAGUCUCUAGAGAAACACCGCUCUUCGUCACGUUUACUUUUACUCCUGUCAUGGCUCCAGUGUUUACAUGCGGAACGUCAGAUCCAGUCAGAUCGAUACCGUGUUCACACGCACGAGUAGGUCCGACCGACGGGCUUCCGACGGUGCGUGAAAGUGCUCGCACACGUGUCUGAUCAACAGACGUGCCACGGUGCGAUUAAUAGACGUGCCGUUGACGGGGGGAGAAAAAAAAGAGGAGAAGGAGAGACCGAGCGAGAGAGCGGGGGAAGGAGGCGACGCCGGCAAGGCGAUGGUCCGCUCGUAGCUCCCGUACCGACGACGCGCGAGUCGAGUGUUCGGAGUAGCAGAGAAAAUACCAGCCGUCUCGAGGAUAGAUUCCCGCGCGCAGCUGGGUCUAUGGGACACAACGUCGCCAGCCGGGAGAUGAUACGCACGAGGGAGGAGAGACUGAGCUUCGACGAGGAUCAGCACGCGAUCAUGAACAACAUGGUAGACGCGCGGGCCUGUUACAAGCCCAGCGGCAAAUCGUGGUUCCGCGGCGUUCGGAGCAGCAAGUUUCGGCACGUUUACGGCGUGCCAGCCAAGAGGGAGAAAUGCUACGACAACAUCAAGAUCACGAAGAACGCCCACGAUUCGCAAUUCUGCGCCGUGAAUCCGAAGUUCCUGGCCGUCGUGACGGAGGUUGCGGGUGGCGGAGCGUUCCUCGUGUUAUCGUUGGAUCGUACCGGUCGCCUCGACUUCAACGCCAGCCGAGUAACUGGACACACCGGUCCCGUUUUGGACAUCAAGUGGAAUCCGUUCAACGACAACAUCAUCGCGUCCUGUUCCGAUGAUUGCACUAUAAAACUGUGGCACAUACCCGAUGGCGGAUUGUCGAGGAACCUGACCGAGUGGCUAGUGGAGUUGCAAGGGCACAAACGACGCGUCGCUUAUAUCGAAUGGCAUCCGGUAGCGGAGAAUGUGCUCUUCAGCGCCGGCUUUGAUCAUCUCGUCAUUGUGUGGGACGUGAAUAGAUGCGAGGCGGUGAGCGUCAUCGACAGGCAUCCCGAUGUGAUUUACAGCAUGUCCCUAAACCGCGACGGCAGCUUAUUGGCGACCACUUGCAAGGAUAAGAAAUUGCGCGUUUUCGAGCCGAGGUCCAGUAUCGUAGUUUCGGAAGGGGUAUGUCACGCCGGCACGAAAGCGAGCAAGGUGGUAUUCCUUGGCAGUUCCGGACGUCUUUUGACUACUGGAUUUAGCAGACAUUCGGACCGACAAUACGCGAUAUGGAGUCAGCAUGACCUAAAUGUCCCUUUGACGUGCGAGACGAUAGAUUCGUCCAGCGGAGUGGUUUUUCCAUUUUACGAUAACGAUACCAAUAUGGUGUUCUUAGCCGGGAAGGGCGACGGUAACAUUCGGUAUUACGAAGUGGUUAACGAAGCACCCUGGCUGCAUUAUCUCAGUCAAUUUAUAUCUGGAAAUCCUCAGAGAGGAUUGGGAGUGAUGCCGAAGAGGGGCAUUAGUACCUCUUUGUGUGAAGUAUUCAGAUUUUACAAGUUACACGCGACUCGUGGAAUGUGCGAGCCAAUCUCGAUGAUAGUGCCACGAAAGAGUGAUCAAUUCCAAGAAGAUUUGUACCCCGAUACAAUUGGAACGUGUCCCGCGUUGUCGGCUAGAGACUGGAUCAGCGGCAUGAACAGCCCGCCAAUCUUGAUCUCUCUCAAAACAGGUGGGAGCAUCUCUACGCAUAAGCCACGAGUAUACAAGCCACCGCAACUGCCUGCGACCACCGAUCUAAAUAACAAGAAGAAAUUUGCGUUCUUGUCUACGGAAACGAUACCGGAUUACAGACCGGUGGAAUUGCACGAUAUGUCGGAAAAGAGUCAAAAGACAUCCAGCAAUCAAAGCACAAAAUUUCAGCAACUUCAGCAGAAAUUUGGAAAUGUUGCUAUACAGAAUAUUAUAUCGUCUUCGCUUAAUGACAAUAAAGUUAUGGAGACUGUGGACGUUCCAAACAAUGAAGCGGAACUUCGUUUGGCAUUUGCUCGUCAAACCGACGAAUUGAGACUGGUGCGACGGCAGCUCGCUAAUAGUCAGCUGCGCGUUAAAGAAUUAGAGGACCAAAUACGAAAAUUGCAGCGUCAAUAAAAUUUACAAGCUCGCUUCAACAUCGCUUUUGAAUAAGACUCUUGCAGCUUUACUCUGCUAUACGUGAUUCAAUCAAUACUUAAAGUUUGAUUAGAGUAUUUACGCACCGCUAAUAAUGAUAAAGAGCCUAAGCUUACAAGAACUUUGUACUAACACGCUUAGGAGUCUAGCUUCGUCAUAUAUUCAUACACAAAGAAAUAUUCGCACAGAAAAAUUUUUACGAACUUUUUUUGGGAUAUCUACAAUUUUUAUGUAGGACAAAAUUGUCGCGUUGAUCACGAGGGAACAGAAAAAGUAGGCUGCAUUUGUUACAUGAAAAUUGUACCUGUUCACGCACACAUUUAGAUGUGUAAGUCGAAUAUUAAGAAGUUAAGAGAAGCACAAUACCUUUAGACAAAUGGCAGCGUAAAGGUAAUUCAUGAUGUGUUAUAAGUUGAAUAAUGUAUUUUACUUUUUUGAAACGAUAUUAUGUUAGUACUAGUCUGUUAAUUGUUUAUUUUUUUCUAUUAAUGUUCGCAACUCGCUUAUUAGUUACUUGACAAUUAACUGAUAUAUUAUUUAAUAUAUUGCUCCAUUAUUAAAGAUACAGAUCUUUUGAAAGACAGUAUUUCUUUGCAUAUUAUCAUGUAGAUUAUUGUUUCUAUUUGUAUUACAAAUUUAUCUCUGCAACGCGUAAAAUGAAUUUUGUUGCCGAUUUAUUAUAUGCUCUAAAAGUCGAUAUGUCGUAUAUGUACGAGUGGACUAGCGUAUUCAUAUAUUGAGCAUUUUGCUAUCGCAUAUAUUUUUCACUGCCAUCCACUGCCACUCCGUGAUGUUGAUGGCAAUAAGAUCUCUAAAUCUAUGAAUGCAGUGAUAAUACCUAAUAAAUGUCGUGAUUAGUCAAAAGAAAAUUAGCAUAAAAUUUCUUUUUAUACGAUAAAUGCACAGUGUAAUGUACGUGCGACUAACGAGAUCGUUGAACAAUGUACAAUCGAUGAUGUGACAGUAAAUGGACCUUAUAUUUUUAAGAAACGUUUAACGCGAUUCAAUGUCGAUUUAAUUCACCUGAGCUAACUUAAAGGGAAUACGAUAGCAAAUGUAUUAGGACACUUAUUUUUAGCAUUAGCCUCGUAGCUCUCGUAGUUUCUGAGAAUCAUACAGAAUUAUAUUUCUGCUUUGAUAACAAUAAUCAAGUCGUAUAAUGAUUUAUAUAGUAUAUACAUAUACGUUUAUAUGCGUAUUUUUCAUACAACUGUGCAAUUGUAUACCGUGGUAUAAAUAUAGUACCUGGAUGCUACAUCUCACAUAUCGCCUGUGAGUAUGAAAUUUCAUUGUCCACAAAAUGUAAUAAGGAUAAAACACUGAUACAGCAACAUGUGACGUAGCAUUCCCUAGUCUUUCUUCACUAGUUCUUUACUUUGUAAUCGUUAUUAGCUUUAAUUACCCGUAAAUGAGAUAUUUCAUUGAGACCCUCUUUUAGAUGUACCAACUUCUUCGAGAGCAUGAAGUUACAUAUGCUGUAUUAGGCAUUUUAUAGGCAGUAAAAUAUUGCAAGAUAGUUUGUAGCUAUAUUUUCGAUAUUCAUAUUGGAAGCAAUUUCUAUGACAUUUGUAAGAUGAUUCGUUUUCGUGAUAGACGUAAUGUAACGAAAUUUAUAAAUUUCGCUACGAAUUAUAAAUUUACUCCUGAUGUAGUAUCGUGACGCAAUAUGCCUGUAUCGUGAUUUAUAUGUAAUAUUUAUACAUGUCAAUUAAAUAUAUUAUUGAGACCCAA